Molecule: messenger RNA, 2136 nt
Organism: Aspergillus melleus
Lineage: Eukaryota; Fungi; Ascomycota; Eurotiomycetes; Eurotiales; Aspergillaceae
Exons: 1
Coding region: 1-2136 (711 amino acids)
Source: RefSeq, a predicted model, not a curated record
AUGGCGUCGAUGUUUGUUACCUCUUUAGAUGGAGAUAUAGGAGAGUGUGAGAUCCAGACUUCCGAGUCUACUUUCCGGCGUCAGCGUGCAACCGACAUGGAGCGGCUCGACAUGGGAUACCUACAGGUGUGGCUAUAUGCAAUGCGACAUUAUCCGUUGAUGCCUCCGGACGCAAAGAAUGAUGAUGACCUGCUAGCUAAGCCAGCGCGUGCCAAAGCCGAUGAAAGAGCGAUCUACGAGAUGGCCGGACUUGCUCGCCGGCUCGGAUUCAAGUCUCCAGAAAUCGAUGUUUUGGUAGAUGGCUCCCCCGACCAUCAGAUUGCACGGGCAGCUCUGCUGCAGGCCAGGAAACCUAAUCGGUUCCGAUACGACACCCGACAGUUCGAUAUCCUGGUGAACCGAAUUGCCGAGUGCUUCGCAAUGGCGGCGCCCUACGAACCUGAUAUAGGACAUGACCUUCUUGCAGAGAGCACCAUGAAGCCCCGGGCUCGCUGCGGGAUGCCACGAACGCGAACCCACAAGCAAGAUAGCCCUUUGCUCUUCCUGGACCGUUUGCAUGCCGACGACGUUGGGGCCACUGACACGAUCACUAGCUUUUAUGUCCGCCGCUGUGUCUAUUUCUCCUUCUUCGGAAGAUCUGCACGACCUGGACACACUGGCAGCGACCGGGCCGGAGAGUCUCCCGGGUAUAUUCCCCGGUCGCCGUUAUUCGUCGGAGAAGAUGGUCUAUCUGGCGACCAUGGAUCCGCUCUGCAAGUGGCUUUACCAAGGGAGUCACCUCAACAAGAACAAGAACAGCCACAGGGGCAAGCGGCCCGACGGGAUGAGGAGCAACGUUCUCUGCGCCGCCAGCAGGUACCGAGAGCUGAAAGAAAACGGGACAUUGUGAACCGACGACGGACGCGGAAGGCUCAGAUACGCAGGCGUCAGUUGCGUCCAACGGGAGAAGGGAACGACGAUUCCGAGGAGUACGACCCCAUGGAGUUGGAGUAUCUGAGCAUGGAGCCCUCGGAUCAGGAUAUGUCCGACUGUUCAUCCCAGGAACUCCCUGACGAAGGCCCACAAGACGAAUCAACGCAGUCCAAUCCAGCAACCGCCCUCACGCUGCACUCCACACAUGGCCCUGCCGUCCUGGAAGAAGCAGAUACCCAUAGCCAUUGCACGAGAAUUUCACUUGAGGCAACCCCGCUUGAGCAGGACUCAGAAGACAAAUCAACAGUAGAGGGUCCACCUCAGGACGAUGGUCUUGAGGAUCAGGCGCGUAUUGAUCAUCCAUCACAGCCACAGUCCACGGAAAUUGAGGACGGCAAUUCUUCAAGUGUUGGCGGCUCUGGUGGGCAACAACCGGUCUUGGAUGAAUACCUUGACCAACUGAUGAGGGCCCAGGAAGAACAGGAAAGGUUGGAGGAGGAGUUAGAACGUGAGCGACUCGAGGAAGAGCUUGGUCUUUCUCACCAGGAGCAGCCAGUUCUGGAACCGUCACCUAGACCUCCAGAAAGGCAGAAUUCACCGCCGACGCCCCCUGACGACCAACCGGCGGAUGUGACGCAUAAUAGGAACCCAGAUGUAGCACAGGCUGUUGUUCCAGAAUCGUCUCAAGACCCAUCGCCAGCUUCUCACCAUGAAGAACAGCCGGAGCCCCCAGUGGAGAAUCUCGAACAUGUAGCACCUACUACCCAGGAUGAUGCCAGCCACCCCCUUGGUCAGGGUCCUCCCGCAGAUGAUGCUGGGCCUCCAGCCCCGGUGGAGGCACCAAAACCACCAGCUUUUGUUGAGAUUUGCUUCUGGCGGUUUGAACGAGAGGAAUGGAAGCGGUCCGACCGCCUCCGAGUGGAUCCUUCCGAUCCAUCGCCGGUGGAACGAAUUGCAAGAAAGUAUUCAUGGAAGAACUAUUCGCUGUAUGAUCGGAAUCUACAAAGCCUCAGCCCCGCCCAAUGUUAUCGCGCAGCCACUGUCGACGGCAAUAAUGCCAUAUUCCUGAUCUCUGAGCAUGAAGAGCAGAGGCUCGCAGCCGAAGGCCGGCUCACCAAGGACAAGCAGCUUCUAUCGUUGGUCUCUCGAGUGCUAGAUCGGGCCGAACUCGAACCGAAGUCUCCCACCAAACGUCACCGUUCUAUGUCGCUCGGGAAAAUGUGA